AUGGACACUAGCUACCUGUCGCAGCAGGUAACCACCAUUAUCGGCCAGCUUCACGGCCUCUUCGACGAGAUUGGUGUUCCCAACCAUGAGCGCGAUGCCCGCGAAGAAGAGCUUUUCUCAGCGCUGUCUGCGACGCUGAACAACCAGCUGAAGCUGGUGAACGCGGAAAAAGAUGAGAAGGUUGAGGAGGCGCACCGCCUGAUUAAAACCAUCAAGCAGCUGGAGGGUUCGUUGGAAGGGAGAUGCGCUCGCGACAGCUACAAUCCUGAGGACGAGAGCCUUCAAAUCACAUAUCCUCUGAGUCACUGCAUCCAAGCGCUGAAGGAAAAGCAAAGAGCUGUCGGCAGACAGCACCAACUUGCGCAAGCCCUCGAAUCAUACGCCUCGCAUCUUGAGCCCUCCUUCGUCCAAGUCAAACUCCCUCCGACAUCGCCGAAUGCAAAGAUCCCCCCAACCUUCGACGUCUCACCGUCGUAUAUAGAUUUGCUCGAUGAGGAAUUUUCGCGCGUUUACGAAGAGUACACCCGCCGAGUAGCGUGGGUACAGUCAACAGCAGACGAAAUCAUCAUGCUGUGGGCGGAGCUAGGGACUCCUCAGGCACAGACCGAUCCUGCAAUCCUGGAGUUUGCGAGAGAGGCGCCUGAACAAUUAGGUUUGCAUCAGGAUGACCUGGACCGCUUGGGUGCUAGGAAGGACAGGCUCGUCGAAGAAAAGGCGCAAAGGGAAAGGCGUCUGAGGGAUCUUCGCAACAACAUUGAAAACCUCUGGGAUCGUUUGGGGGUUGAGGAAGCCGAUCGCAAAGCAUUCCUGGCCGGCAAUCGUGGUUGCGGCAUGAGGACCAUCAACGAGUACGAAGACGAGCUUGCCAGACUCAACGAGCUGAAGCGCCAGAAUCUGCACCUGUUUGUAGAGGAUGCCCGUGACAAAUUACAGCAGCUCUGGGACAGUCUGUACUUCUCCGAAGAGGAAAUGCUGGAUUUCACGCCCGCCUUCUCAGACGUUUACAGCGAUGCUCUCCUAUCUGCCCACGAGGCUGAGAUUGAUCGACUGGAGGCUCUGAAAGAGCAACGCGCCCCUAUACUUGCCUUGCUGGACAAGCACAAGUCUCUCUUACAUGAUCGAGACGAGCUCGCCGCAUCCGCACAGGAUGCAUCUCGUCUGAUGGGACGCGGUCAGAAGGGCGAGCGGCGGGAUCCUGGAAAGCUCCUGAGAGAGGAGAAAAUGAGGAAGCGAAUCGCAAAAGAGCUUCCCAAGAUCGAAGCUGAGCUUAGGAAAGUUCUUGAGGCAUACGAGGAUGAAUACGGAAGGCCAUUCAUGGUCCAAGGCGAAAGAUACCUCGACGAGCUUGACGCUUCUGCCUCUGCAAGAACUCUGCCGCCUCGCUCGAAGACUCCAUCCGCAGGCCCGGCUACACAAAGACCUACUCUGCACAAACAAAGCAAGUCGACAUCAUCGUUGGCCAGUGAAGGUACGAUAUCCCGCUCGAACAGCGUUCGUGGCGGAUCGCAGGCUCCUCCUUCUCGGACCAAAACACCGGUCUCGACCAACUUUAACCAAAGUACUGCCAGCUUCAGGAGCAAUGCCGAUUACAGUAUUGGCAGCAUUUCCAGAGGACAUAACCCGCUGUCCGCAUCAGUGUCGUCCAACGGUAGUGUCAGGGGUGGGAGUCCUACCAAGAUUCCAGGCCGCGCUCCGCUACGGAACUUGCGGAAUAGCAACGACUCCACCGGCGACCGUCGCUAUCAGCCCGGAAGGGACGAUUUAACCAUCCGUGGGAACUCUACAAUACGCGGCAACAUGGCACCACCGCGUGCCCCGCCGCCCAAGAUGAAGGACCUCUUCACUCCUCCCCCGGACACCAACAGCUACGAUCGCGAGACUUCCUCUGAUCGUGGCAGCAUUGUCCGCUCCGUUGCCCCGGAGGACCCCUAUGAUGACCGCUCGUUCAUGUCUUUCGUCCGACCUGAAUCUGGUCGCGGUAAUUAUCCACCAAUGGCACCCCCCUCUGCUCGGUCGGAAAGCCGCCAAACGUCCAACACCUCGUCCACUGUGCACACUGCCCACUCGGGAUCCGAGAAUUGGGAGACAUACAGCGAUGUCUCCGAGCCUGAGCCUGAUGCCAGCGAGGCAUAUUACGCCAAGCUGCGUGCCAAUCACAUGAAGCGCUAUACCCCCGAGCUUAACAGCACGCACCGCAGAUCGAGACCAGCGGGAAGCAUUCGUGGGGUUGGUCCGACUCAAAUGAUGAUCGAGCGUGAGGACGACCGCAUGAUGAGUGCUGAAGGCAGCGAAGCUGGCUGGACGGACGACAAUGAGACCUACUGA
Lasiodiplodia theobromae is the source of this 2325-nucleotide messenger RNA. Its product is annotated as Microtubule-associated protein. Lineage: Eukaryota; Fungi; Ascomycota; Dothideomycetes; Botryosphaeriales; Botryosphaeriaceae. The transcript is spliced from 5 exons. The record is from RefSeq and is a predicted model, not a curated record. Gene Ontology annotation, cellular component: spindle; cytoplasm; mitotic spindle midzone. Gene Ontology annotation, biological process: microtubule cytoskeleton organization; mitotic spindle midzone assembly. Bases 1 to 2325 code for a protein of 774 amino acids. Gene Ontology annotation, molecular function: microtubule binding.